CGGGCGCCCGCCUCCCCGCCACGCGCCCCCCGCACCGCCCCUUCCCGGGAGACCCCCGCGGACCCCAGCGGACGCGACGCGACGCGUGUCGGCCUGCCCGGCUGGGGGCCUGCAUCCGGCGGGGCCCGGCGGGCGGCGGGGCGGGGAGGUGGUUCCCUCCGUCCCUCCCUUCUCUCUCUCUCUCUUCUCUCUCUCUCUCUCUCUCUCUCUCUCUCACUCACACACACACACGCACACACACACACACACGCGCGCACACACGCGCACACGCAUACACGCGCGCGCGCACGGAGCAUCCUCCCGUCAGGGCUCUGGUCCAGCCCCGCCCGCGCCUCCCGCUCCCCGCAAACCCUCUCCUCGUCUCCCGCUCCCCUCAUCGCCUCCGGCUCCGGGACUCUCCGCGCCCGCCCCUCUCCCGGGAUGGAGCGGCUCGAGCCCGCCCGCAGCCCCCCGCGGCCGGGGUGACGGUCCCCCGCCCCUCCCCGCCUGGCCCGCGCCCGGAGGACCAUGGGCCCGAGGGGCUCCCGCGGCGCCGGACGCUGAAGAUGACUGAUGCUGGAGCUUCCUUGAGUCAUGGCUUCUUCAAAGCUACGAGAACCUGCGGACGAGGUUUUUGACCUGGACUUGGCCGUGCCAGAGACCGUCAGACUGGACAGCAGUUUACAUAAGGCCCGAGCCCAGCUACUGGCCAAGGGCCGGAGACACCGACCUUCCCGCUCCAGGCUUCGGGACAGUGCCAGCUCUGCAGAGGACGGCGAAGGCUCCGAUGGGCCCGGAGGCAAGGUGACGGACGGCUGCGGGAGCCCCCUGCACCGGCUGCGCUCGCCUCUGCACUCGGGCCCGGGGUCCCCGGCGGGGGGCUCUUUCUGCCUGGAGCCUCCGGGGUUGCGGCGCAGCCUGGACGAAGACGAGCCGCCGCCCUCGCCGCUCACACGCUACCGGCCCCUGCACAACGCCACCUCGCACGAGGGCCUGGCCGCCGCCUCCUGCUCGCCGCCGCGCUCCGCGCCCUCCUCGGACAGCUCGCCCAGCUUCGUGCGCCGCCACCCGCGCGCGGAGCCGCACAGCGAAGAUGACAGCCGGGACGCCAGCCCCCCUGAGCCUGCCAGCCCCACCAUCGGCCUGGAUAAGAAGACUCGCCGCAAGUUCUUGGACCUGGGGGUCACCUUACGCAGAGCAUCCACUAGCAAGAGCCGGAAGGACAAGAGCAGCAACCGCUUGUCCAUGGGCAGCAGGGAGUCAGUGGAGGGGUCCGGCAGGUCAGGGGGCUCCCCGUUCCUGCCCUUUUCCUGGUUCACAGACAGCGGCAAGGGCUCGGCGUCCUCUGGCAACACCACCUCCCCCGCCUGCUCCCCUAAACACGAGGGCUUCAGCCCGAAGAAGUCGGCUUCUCAGGAAUCCACCCUGAGUGAUGACUCCACACCCCCCAGCAGCAGCCCCAAGAUCCCCAGUGGUCCCCGGCAGGAGACCAAGUGUUCCUACCCCUACCACACGCUGUCCCAAUCUUCGGAUGAGUUCCUGGACGAACCUCUCCCCACUGUCCACCACUGGACCAGUCAGCAGGUGGGCCAGUGGCUGCACAGCCUCAACCUGGAGCAGUAUGCCGCUGAGUUCGCCGCGCGGCAGGUGGAUGGGCCCCAGCUCCUGCAGCUGGAUGGAAGCAAACUGAAGAGCCUGGGGCUCAGCAACUCGCAUGACCGGGCGCUAGUGAAGCGGAAGGUGAAGGAGCUGGCGGCGGCCGCUGAGAAGGAGCGCAAGGCCCAGGAGAAGGCCGCACGGCAGCGCGAGAAACUCCGGCGCAGGGAGCAGGAGGCCAAGAAAAGCUAGGGGAGGGCGAGGGGCAGGCACCGGCACCCAGGCGCUGGCGGCCGCCGGGCUCGGUGGGCACAGGCCUCAGCGAGAAGGCGGGGCCUGGGCGCCAAGCUUGGGCUGGCCUGGCCCCACACUCUCAGGGGGGUACGUGCCCUCUCCCACCCUGUCACUCGGUCUGGCCCCAGAUCCCCCAGAAAGGGAGACCCCAGGAGAGGGCCCGGUGAUAAAUCCAAUUUUAAGGACGUUUGGCACGGAGUCCCUAGGGGAGCUGGCAGGUUAUGGGCAGAGGGCAGAGAGGCCAGGGCUGAACAGGUCUGGGAGCCCUGAGGCACCUGGGUCAAGUCUGACCCUCUGCCCUCAGGCCACGGCGGUGCUGGCCGGCAGUGAGCUGGGACACCUGCCUGGCCUGCCUGCCUGCCUUCCAGAGGCCCUGAGAUGGGGCCAGGGUCCCAGGGCUGAGGGAGGUAGGAAGCACCUCAGCAGGAGUGGGUGGAUAGAGCUGUCCCUCUCCAGCUCUCCGAGGUGGCGGUGUGCUGGGAGAGCUCCGUGCUCCCCAGGGAGGCCGGGAGGUGGCUGCAGCAAGUCGCACUCAGGGUAGACUCCCGGUCUACACUCCUGAACGGGAGCGCGGAGAAAGCAUCAUGGUCAUCCCACGCGAUCUUUGCAAGGACCUUAGGGGCAGGAAGGGAGGAUGAAAACCUCCCCUUCCCCUUCCCUGUCCCGUGGGUCCCAGUGGUGAGAUGACAGCCAUACAGAUCUGUCCCUCUGGGGCCCAUUCAAGGCCUGGUCUUUGACCUGCUCUCUAACACAGGGCACACGUCUGUUGCUCCCUCAGAGGACACCUGAGACCUCUCUGGGGACAGAGCAAACUUGGGAGCUGGGGGGGGGGGGGACAGGAUACCCCCAACCAGUGCCUAGGUGGUACUGAACAGGUGAACCCUCACGCUAGCUGGGUAGAGAGGCACCAUCUGGGAGUCCCCCCGCAGUCUCUUGGAAGGGUUCAUCAACUCUCCCCCAUCUGCUCUGGUUCCUGUCUGGGCCUCAGUGGGUUCCAGAAACCGGCAGGCAGUGCAGGCUCUGGGUCGCUGGGCCACAAGGAAGGGUGGGGCCAGCCCCCUGGGUAGGGGCGGGAUCUAUCCCGGCGGCCCAGGGAUGACCUCUAUCUGUCCUUGGAAGGAGGGGGCUUUCAGACGGUCCCCUGUCCUCAGCAGCACUGGCCGGCAGCUGGCCCAGCUUCUGGAGGAUUGGCCAGUUAUCAGUGGGGCUGGGGGGGGGGGCUCUGAUUACAAGUCCCCCUCCACCUCCCCCUGCCUGGAGUGGCGGACGGGACCCAAUGCAUGCCAACACCCCUCAUUCCUGCUCAGGGGCUCUGGCUUCAAGGCCACCCCUGCUAUGGCCAGGGUCCUGUCUGUGGGACUCAGCCCUUUGCUCCUCUCUGCUGUCUGUGCUGGGAGAGGGGCUUCAGAGGAAACUGAGGUACGGGGGCACCGGCACCAUCUGCGCCUGUUGGAGGGGCUGGUGGGGAGGGUGGAAGGCACCCAGGCCUUUGAAGCUAUCAGGAGCUAUGUGGGUGCCCACCUGCAUGUGAAGGGGGGGGUGGUACUCAAUUUAUUUCAAUAAACACUUAUGAUGUGCCAGUGA
This is a messenger RNA of Leopardus geoffroyi (Geoffroy's cat), 3453 nucleotides long. RefSeq names its product sterile alpha motif domain containing 14 (gene SAMD14). Bases 574 to 1827 code for a protein of 417 amino acids. The transcript is spliced from 10 exons. Lineage: Eukaryota; Metazoa; Chordata; Mammalia; Carnivora; Felidae. Gene Ontology annotation, cellular component: dendrite; cytoplasm; postsynaptic density. Gene Ontology annotation, molecular function: actin filament binding. Gene Ontology annotation, biological process: actin filament organization; neuron projection development; calcium-mediated signaling. The record is from RefSeq and is a predicted model, not a curated record.